AUGAAGAUUGGUGGCACUGCAAUUGCCCCCCUUUUAAAAGAACAUCAUGCACAUAAAAUCCUCUGCAACAACCACCUCAUUCCGCCGGAGAUGUCGGAGCACAAACGCAUCACGUGUCACAGAAAUGCCAGGUCACGUGACAGGAAACAAAUGGCUCGUGUCAAGUCGAUCCCUUUCCUCGAGACGCCAGAUGUUCCCGUUUUGUGUCUCUUCAUCACGUUUUGUUUUCUUUUUAUACUUCGGAAAACGGGGUUUAAAGACAAAGUGGAGAUUGGAAUGAAAAUAUGGUUUUUCGAUGCGGAGGAAAAUUGUCUGAUGUCAGCUUGUUCACCUUUUGGGUACUUGUGUGCACAGUUCAGGUCGUGUCAGUAUGCUUGGUGUAUUUUCGUUCACGUUGAGUACGAGCUAGUUCGUGUUUUGAAACUUCUACAUGAGGCCUUGAAUCGCUCUGGAGACCACUACAGCAUUGAGUAUGGUGGCUCCCAACGCCGGAGUUUGGGUUCCUUUAAGAGACAGUUGCAAAGCAAUGAGAGCAACAGCAGCACACUGGAGGCAGCAAUGUUGGAUGGAUUCCUGACUUCCCCAAGUAAACGUCGGAGGCACAGUGACAGCAACAUGACUUUGGUUCUCCCAACUCCUCGAGGCAAUAUGAAGGGAUCACUCAGUCUGGAGGGAGAAGCCAGAUGUGAUGCUUCUGAGGGCAAUGUAGCAGGUACCUCAGGGAAUCCAGGGACUCAGGGAUCACCAGGGAUUAACUUGGAGUGGACUGAUCCUUACACUCCAUCCCCUACUUCAUCUGCAUCUUGUAAAUAUGUGACCACCCCAACUUCUAGUCAAGACGAGCAACAGACGAGUUCAAAAUCAUCCAAUGCUGCUAAAAUCAACCUUAGCAGCAAGUUAGAAACUGCCAGUGUAGGAAAUAUUGUAAGUGAUAGUGCAAUAAGAAAUGUGAUAGUCAAAGUUUCCCCACCUGUGACCAGUAGAGUUGUAAGUGCUGGAACAAGUGUCAAGGGUAGUGAUAUUGGUAGGUAUGGUUAUAGUCCCCAACAGAUGUCAGUUGAUGCUGAUGAAGAAGGGGACAAUCAGUCAAUCAGUAGCUUGGUUAAAAGUCAAGAUAGCAUUGACUUAGCUAGUGUAUUUUCUGAUGAUGUUGGAGAGACCUCAGUGAUGACAGACUUGAAAGAUGAAAGACCAUCAUCGUCUGCAGGUGUUGCAGGGGAAAGUGACAUCAAACGAAGCAGGAAGAUGUGGUACAAACACAAGUAUUUUUCCACUCCAGUUCAUGAUGAAGGAGACAAGCGACUUAAACUGGAACCAAAACCCUCAUUUGGACCACGAUCAUCCUCGCUUCCUCUGCCAGAGCCUGACCGUGAAGGGAUAGUUUCACCUGAUUUAUUCCCAAGCCCUGAAGCAGAUCGUAGUCUUCCUCUCAUCACUGUUUCUUCUCCAUCAGAUCAAGCCAGUGAGUCACAAGUAUCUGAUGAGACUAAUGUUACCAUUGUCUUAAGUGGCAGCUCGGGAGAACCAUCUGACCUUGAUGUCAUGUUAGUAGAUGAACUUCCAGCAGACCAUGCUCUAUGUUCUGAAUCCCCUCAGUCAGUGAGUCCCUCAAUCCCAAGACCUUCAGUAAUUUGUGGACCUCCACUUGUUACUGCUUUACUAGACAAAGAUUCAGGAACUGGUUCUGAAGUGAACACACACUCGGUCAUCUCAUCCCCAAGUGAUUCCUCCAACAGCGAUUCAGCAGGGUCAGGACGCAGUGUCCCUCCACUGAAAUCUCCAGUACCCGGUAACUCCCCAAAAGUAGUAGACCUUGUAAGUGAUAGUGACUGCACACCAGAACUAGAAGACUUGUUAAUACGCACGCACCAGGUCACAGGAGUCACAGUGAAAACCCAGGAUUGUUCGGGGAGAUCUUCGUGCCUCAAGACCACAAGAAGGAGAGAUAAUGAAGUUGAAGUUGUGACUUUGGAUCAGCAACGCCUAUGAAGCCAGAAUUUCUGGCAAUCUUUAACAGCCUUUAACCCAUCCAACACAUUGGCAUCCAUCCUUGCCAUGGCAAAUUAUGGACCUAAAGACGUUUGGCACCAUAGCUCGCCUGUCCCGCACUAUAGGCUUAUCAGACGGAAAUUGUUUAUCGCCUCUAGUAACGGCAACAAUCGUAAGGUUUAACCUUCACUUUUUAAAAGUUUUAAAAUGAUGACAAAAUAAAAGCUUUUAGGUGCCUAACGUCCGCAAACUAAUGAACGAGCCAGUUGCAAACAGAGGAGCUGCCGAUCAGCGCCAACAAUCCCGUCUGUGUGGCCACUAGCCAAAAAGACAUUUCCAUUGUGAAUGGGGGUUGGUGCUGAAAAGUUUGACUCAGAAGAGAGUUGUAAUGUACUAGGCAUUUUAAAACACCAUGUUGCUAGGUUUACAAUGCUAUGUCUUAAGGGUGAAUAUCUGUAAAUGAUGUUAUAUUCAAACAUAUAACAGGUUCAGCUAUUUUUUGUCACAUUUUGGCAUUCUGAGAUAGUUUUUCAAAUACUUUUCUAUUUAUUUAUCUUUGAUAAAUGACUUUUGCUCUUAUCAGAACUACUGUAGAAAUCAUAAAUAUAUCCAGUCACAAAAUGCAGUGUAAUAGACUCUAGCAUUAAAAAAAGUGAGCUCACAUUUGAAUUUUCACAAUUUAAACAGAAGCUUAUAUCUACAUUGAUGGUCACAAUGUAUGCUAAACAGUUAUGAUGGUUCACAUUUUAAAAGGGAAUGGCUGCAUAUUUGGUAAUUUGAAUUGGAAGGUAAUGAAAAUAGCACAUGCUUUAUCCAAGGGUUUAUAAAAGGAUACAGUGGAAUGCAGGAAGCCUAUUUAUAAUGAUUGAAACUUGGUCAUGUUCAAAAAGUUGGUGAAGUGUUUUUUGUUAACUUUUGAGGAAAUUUAAAUAAUGUGCUAAAAUGUGAAGUAUUGUGUAAAAUCUAAAUUAUUUUUGGUUUAUCUUUAUUGUUAUCAUUUGCAUUGACUGAUCCAUAAACAAAAUUUUUCAGCUAUUGCAAAGAUUUGUUAGCAUUUAUUAUACAGGGUUAGUGCAAUUCAAUAAUUAUUUACUAUUUAAGGUCAGUAGCUUAUUAGAUAAUGUAUAUAUAUACUUAUUGCAUAGGCAUAAUACUUGAUGCUUUAAUAUACAAGAUCAAAAAAAAAAAAAAAAAAAAAAAAAA
Molecule: messenger RNA, 3192 nt
Organism: Penaeus vannamei (Pacific white shrimp)
Lineage: Eukaryota; Metazoa; Arthropoda; Malacostraca; Decapoda; Penaeidae
Source: RefSeq, a predicted model, not a curated record